Messenger RNA from Poecile atricapillus (Black-capped chickadee), 508 nucleotides. RefSeq names its product histone H3. Bases 21 to 431 code for a protein of 136 amino acids. The transcript has a single exon. Gene Ontology annotation, molecular function: DNA binding; structural constituent of chromatin; protein heterodimerization activity. The record is from RefSeq and is a predicted model, not a curated record. Gene Ontology annotation, cellular component: nucleosome. NCBI's taxonomy places the organism in Eukaryota, Metazoa, Chordata, Aves, Passeriformes, Paridae.
CUCUGCGUUUCUGGUUCGGUAUGGCGCGCACGAAGCAGACAGCGCGUAAGUCGACGGGCGGGAAGGCGCCCCGCAAGCAGCUGGCCACCAAGGCUGCCCGCAAGAGCGCGCCGGCCACGGGCGGCGUCAAGAAGCCGCACCGCUACCGGCCCGGCACGGUGGCGCUGCGCGAGAUCCGGCGCUACCAGAAGUCGACGGAGCUGCUGAUCCGCAAGCUGCCCUUCCAGCGCCUGGUGCGCGAGAUCGCGCAGGACUUCAAGACGGACCUGCGCUUCCAGAGCUCGGCCGUCAUGGCGCUGCAGGAGGCCAGCGAGGCCUACCUGGUGGGGCUCUUCGAGGACACCAACCUGUGCGCCAUCCACGCCAAGCGCGUCACCAUCAUGCCCAAGGACAUCCAGCUGGCCCGCCGCAUCCGCGGCGAGCGCGCCUGAAGAGUCUCCUGCCGCAGCUCUCUAGACCCAAAGGCUCUUUUAAGAGCCACUACAUGCACAAUAAAAAGAGCUGUGGC